Molecule: messenger RNA, 1842 nt
Organism: Naegleria lovaniensis
Lineage: Eukaryota; Heterolobosea; Eutetramitea; Acrasida; Naegleriidae
Exons: 1
Coding region: 1-1842 (613 amino acids)
Biological process (GO): mRNA processing
Cellular component (GO): spliceosomal complex
Molecular function (GO): mRNA binding
Source: RefSeq, a predicted model, not a curated record
AUGUCCAAUCCGCAUCACCGGCCUUAUCAUCAAGGUGGUAAUCACAGAAAUGAAAGAGGAGGCUAUCGGAACUAUAAUGAUCGUGGACGUGAUAAUUAUCAACAACAUCAUUCAUAUAAUCAAGGAGGAGGGUUUAAUAAUGCUCCAUCACAACAGCAAUUAAAUCCGCUCAUGAUGGCCAAGAAGCCUAAAGUUAUCCAUGUAGAUCCUUCAGUGGUUCAAAAAACAAAGCCAACGAUUAAUACAACGGUUCAAGAAAUAAUUCAUAGAAGACAAUUAAAAUUCCCAAUGGCUCCAGUUAAUAUUCCAAUGUCGAAGGCUCCUCCCGAGGCAGGAGAAUAUCCAAAUCCUUUCGAUUUUCCAAAUGUGCUAAUAGAUACACGAACAACAAUUGUAAUGGAGGAUUUAAGUGCUGAUACAGAGAAUGAUUACAUCAAGAAAUUACUCGAAAGUUGUGGACAAUAUACAAGCUGGAAACGAUUGAAGGAUCCAAAAACUAAUAGAUGGUUAACAUUCGGUUUUUGUGAAUAUCAAUCUUGCUCUUCUGCAAUUCGAGCUCUACGUUUAUUGAACUCAUUGACAAUAGAACCUGGAGUAACCAUCAAAAUGAAGUGCUCCAAGAAAGUCCAAACUUUUAUGGAUCAAUAUCAACAAAAGAAAUUAGAACUGUGGGCAAAGAAGCUUCAGGAACGAGAUAAAUCAUCAUCUCAGGGAUCAAGCACAACAGAUGAGCUAACUCCUGAGCAGCGACAACUUUUAGCUCAAUUAGAGCAACAAAUGGCGUCUUCAAAAUCGGAAGAAAAAAUAGAAGUGAGAGAAAGUGAUCGAAACGAGUUUGACAAUUAUGAAAAGGCACUAGAUGACAUUUCUAAGAUUAUUAUAAAUGAUCUAGUUAAGGAGAGAAUGAGCAUUGAAACUGAGAAUCGGUCCAGAGAGUCUAUUAGUCAACAACUAGCUGUGACAAAUACUGUACAAAAAAUUGCAGAAACUGGUGUGAGUAAUGAGGAAGCAGAACAAAAAAAGAAUUUAAUUUAUGAAGAAAUUCGAAGAUUCAGAGACAAUGAGAAAAUGAAAGAAGAAGAAGUUAAAGAACUUGAAAGAAAAAGAAGAGAGAAAAUAUACCGAGAAAAGCGAUUAAAGCAAUCCAAACAACUUGAACGAGAGAGAAGAAGAAGACAGCGUUGGGAAAAGGAAAACGAACAAGACAAAAGACAACGAGAGGUUACUAUUCGAGAAAUUGAAAGAUUUGAAAGGAGACGAGAACGAAGGUAUGGUGGUAUUGACGGAACUGGUGAGGGCUAUGUGAGCAGUGAUGAAGAAAUAUCUACUGGAGUUGAUAAGAAAAAGAUCCAAAUUGAACUUCAAGAAAAAGCACCUAGAGAACCUUCAUCUGAGGUUGUUACUUAUGAAGAAGAAGACCAAGAUUGGGGAAGAAAGAAGAAAAAGCUUUCAGCAGUUGAGGAGAUUGAAAAAUCCAAGCGAGAUGCAGAAUACUUGGACCGUGACAAUAUUAGAAAAAUUCUGCCGACCUCCCAAGCAGAUAUUUUCAAUUAUCCAAUGGAUUGGAAUGUGGUCGACAAGUACUCUCUUUGGCUUCCUCUUGCUCCAUUUGUUGAUGAACAGAUUAUUAGUUUGACAGGAGAUCCAGAAGAAAGCUUGAGUCAAUUUGUGUUGGGCAAAGUGGAAACACACUCCUCACCACAAGAAAUCAUCAACGAUCUUGUAGAGAUUUUCGACGAACAAACUGAGCCAUUCGUACACGAGCUUUGGGAUAGAUUGUUAGUUGAAAUGAUCCGAAAACAACGUGAAAUCGAAUUAGAAAACCAAGAUAACAUUGAGUAA